AUGAAGGAUCUUGGACCUUUACACUUUUUCUUAGGUGUUGAAGUCAGAUACUUCUCAGGAGGAAUACAUUUAAGUCAAAGCAAGUAUGCAGCUGAGCUUCUUAGCAAGACUGAUAUGACAUGUGCAAAGGCAAUAAAUACACCUUUGGAACAAAAGCAUGGGCUACAAGAAGCUACAGGAGAACUUGUUGAUACUUCCCUAUACAGAAGUAUUGUGGGCAGUCUUCAAUAUCUAACACUCACUAGACCUGACAUAACUCAUGCAGUGAAUCUGGCAAGUCAGUUUAUGCAAAAUCCAAACAGUGGACACUUUCAAGGAGUCAAGAGAAUACUCAGAUAUAUCAAAGGUACAAUACAUCAUGGUCUUAGAAUUAUCUCACAGUCACCUCUCAGGCUAUAUGGUUACUCAGAUGCUGAUUCGGGAGGAUGCACUACAACAAGAAGAUCAACUACUGGCUACAGUAUAUAUCUUGGUGCAAACUGCAUAUCUUGGGCUUCAAAGAAGCAGACUAUAGUAGCAAGAUCAAGUGCUAAAGCUGAGUAUAGAACACUUGCCUCAACUGCAGCUGAAAUGACAUGGAUUACCUAUAUUCUCUAUGAUAUAGGAGUGUAUCUGAAGAUAGUACCUUAG
Messenger RNA from Lycium ferocissimum, 630 nucleotides. RefSeq lists its product as uncharacterized. Lineage: Eukaryota; Viridiplantae; Streptophyta; Magnoliopsida; Solanales; Solanaceae. The transcript has a single exon. The record is from RefSeq and is a predicted model, not a curated record. Bases 1 to 630 code for a protein of 209 amino acids.